CUCCAAGAAAGCCGCCAUCGAAGUAAGUGCAUUACUAGUGUGCAUGGAAAAAAUGAAACGAUUCAUGCAACUGACGACGUUCAGGGAAAGCUAACUGGUUCUUUGGCGUUUGCGGUGUUCAGUGUCACGUUAGGUUCAUUCCAAUUCGGUUAUCAUAUUGGAUGUGUGAAUGCUCCGGGAGCGAUGAUCACUGAAUGGAUCAUUGAAUCACAUAACAGGUCACAUGGCACAGUGAUCGAGAAAACAACAGCAGAUGUCAUAUGGAGUGCGAUCGUAUCCAUGUUCGCAGUGGGUGGUGCAGUUGGAGGCAUACUCUCAGGUGCACUGGCUGACAAAGCUGGUCGACGUGGUGGUCUGCUCUACACCAAUAUUGUCGCCUUCAUAGCUGCUGUUCUUAUGGGAGGAGCGAAAUACAUCGAUCAGUACGUACCGAUGAUGAUUGGACGAUUUCUUAUUGGAAUAUACGCCGGCCUGAGCGUCCUUGUGCCCAUCUAUUUGACAGAAGUCUCUCCUACAAAUCUUCGCGGAAUGUUGGGUUCAUUGCAUCAACUCAACAUCACAAUAUCUAUUUUGAUUUUCGGCUUGCCGCAAAUUUUCGGCACUCCAGAUAGAUGGCCGCUCAUAUUCUGGUUCACAGUCGUACCUGCACUCGCGCAGGUCGUCACCCUGCAGAUGGUACCAGAAUCACCGAAAUUUACGCUCUGUGUUAGAGGGAAUGUGGAACAAGCAACAACCGAUUUGGAGAACUUACGAGGAUCAAGAGACGUGAGCCUGUGUUCUUUUUCUAGCGCGCUUUUCCUCCAAACUGCUGAAUUACCAGUGAAUCCAAUUUCCAUCUCAAAUAGGCUACAGGCCUUUGUAUUCCGCGACCUGAAGGAGAAUCGUAUCAACGCUACAAUGUUCUACUCGACAUUCAUCUUCAAACAAGCCGGUCUGUCGGAUCAGGGAGCUGUAUUCGCUACUAUCAGUAUGGGUACCGUGAAUGUGUUGAUGACAGUCGUGUCUGUGUGGUUGGUUGAUCAUCCAAAAGCAGGACGUCGAAUGUUGUUGAUUGUGGGUCUGGUUGGUAUGUGGAUAUCGACAGUACUGUUGGUGGUUUGUAUCUCGAUGAGUAUGGGUGGACAUCAGUGGGCCAGCUAUGGUGCCAUUGCCUUCGUCCUGUUGUUCGUCAUUUCAUUUGCUGCCGGUGCAGGAUCGAUCCCAUGGUUCUUCGUAUCGGAGAUUUUCGCCUCAAAUGCACGAGGAAAUGCCAACUCAAUUGCAACAAUGACUAAUUGGGGAGCAAACGUGGCGGUUGGCCUCACUUUCCUCCCAAUUAACAAUUAUCUGCAUCAAUAUUCGUUCCUUGUGUUCACUGCGUUCUUGACGUUCUUCCUAUUCUUCGUUAUCAAAUACGUGCCCGAGACGAAAGGCAAAAGCAUCGAGGAAAUCACUGCUGAACUCGAGAAGAAGUAA
Messenger RNA from Haemonchus placei, 1455 nucleotides. Lineage: Eukaryota; Metazoa; Nematoda; Chromadorea; Rhabditida; Trichostrongylidae. The record is from the annotation of a GenBank genome assembly.